AUGAACGAGUCUGACCUCUCGAUGUAUUCCUUCGGGGCUCGAGUCGGCUACCAGAUCGUAAUCUGGCCCAUCGUGGUGGUCGGCACAGUCGGUAACCUCUCCGUCCUAUGGCGAGUCAGUUUUGGAAUCGGUAUCAAUUCGCCCCUGAAGCCGAUGUACCGCGGGGUGCUUUUAUCCCUCGCUUUGUCGGAUCUUCUGCUGCUCGCUACUUCCGGUUACAACACUUUGUCAGGCUUUGUUCGUUCCAACAUUCUUUGGACGCUUCCGGAUUGGGCGUGCUCUGUCUUACCGUGCCUCCAGACGACGGCAGCAUUGUCGAGUUCCCUUACUUUGGCAGCAGUUGCUGCCGAUCGGUACCGUGCUAUCAAGCCAACCUAUCCACCACCUACUGGACCAACAUGGCCGAUAGUCGCUCUUCUCGUCUUCUUCAUCUGGGGUAUUUCGAUUGGCGCAACUUACCCCAUUCUCGAACUUUACGCCACCGGUACUCUGAUCGUAUUGACUGACGUCUCGUACUACAGGGCUUCCUUGUGCUUAACAGCGGACCGGUCGAAAGCUGCAGCGACCUACGUGGCUAUGUACGUUGCGAUAUUCCUACCUCUGGCCAUCGCCUUCGUGGGUGUUCACCUACUCCUGGCGUUGAAGAUAUGGCGGCGGCGAAGACGCGGCGACAAAUUGAACCUGGCGAGCAGCAGUGAGUCACAAUUCACCGAAACUUCCACAGCCACAUCGAAUGCAACCAUGACCACACCAGUCACCCUGAGACGACCCAUGUCGUCCCCACCAUUCGCUCACCGGAAUAAGCGAACAGUCAAGGUCGUACUGGCCUUGAUUCUCGUCUUCAUUGUCUGUAGAUUACCGAUGUGGACCUUCGUGGUUAUCAAGCUCUACAUCACCCUCUCGGGGACGAUCUGGUGGCACGUACAAGCGGUCGUCACCACUCUGUCGCUCUUCAACACCGCUGCUAACCCGUUCAUGUACGCUUUUAUCAACGAGGCGUUGUCCACCGUUGCCUGGGUCAGAUCCUGGUGCACCAAAACUGACGAUGCAAAUGUCACGACAGUCAGCCGGGAGAAGAUAAAGAGCAACAUGAGCAGCAUUAAGGUUCCCAGAGGACCCUAUUCUCCGUAAACUUAACUGUUUUAUUUGACAUUAUUUAUGACUGUAGCAAAUUGUUCACCUACUUUUAUCAUAUAUUAAGUAUCAUACAAUGGAUACUCUAAGUCACUGUUUUUUGCCAACAA
Molecule: messenger RNA, 1244 nt
Organism: Diprion similis
Lineage: Eukaryota; Metazoa; Arthropoda; Insecta; Hymenoptera; Diprionidae
Product: galanin-like G-protein coupled receptor npr-9
Exons: 4
Coding region: 1-1131 (376 amino acids)
Biological process (GO): G protein-coupled receptor signaling pathway
Cellular component (GO): membrane
Molecular function (GO): G protein-coupled receptor activity
Source: RefSeq, a predicted model, not a curated record